This is a messenger RNA of Penicillium cosmopolitanum, 1731 nucleotides long. Its product is annotated as putative PB1 domain protein. The transcript is spliced from 5 exons. Gene Ontology annotation, molecular function: protein binding. The coding region runs from base 1 to 1731 and encodes 576 amino acids. NCBI's taxonomy places the organism in Eukaryota, Fungi, Ascomycota, Eurotiomycetes, Eurotiales, Aspergillaceae. The record is from RefSeq and is a predicted model, not a curated record.
AUGUCUCUCAAACAAGAAAUCGAGACAUGGGUGCAGGCCCUUGAUGCCUAUGACAACCAAGAGUUCGAGGAGUCACUGCGCUUCUUUGACCAGAUUGCCGACACUUCAAAAAUUCUGUUUAAUUGCGGCGUGAUCUAUGCGACUCUAGGUGAGCAUGAUAAAGCUGUAGAAUGCUAUCAACGGGCGGUUGGUCUGGAUCGAUACUUGGCCAUUGCCUAUUUCCAACAAGGCGUGUCCAACUUCUUACUAGGAGACUUUGAGGAAGCAUUGGCCAAUUUCAAUGACACCUUGUUGUAUCUCCGGGGGAAUACCUCCAUUGAUUAUGAGCAAUUAGGAUUGAAAUUCCGCCUUUUCUCAUGCGAGGUAUUGUUCAAUCGGGGACUCUGCUAUAUCUACCUUCGACAGAUGGAACCAGGCAUGCAGGAUCUCAAAUUCGCAGCACAGGAGAAAGUCUCGCCGGAUCACAAUGUGAUUGACGAUGCAAUCCACGAGAAUGCAGAUGGGUACACGGUAUUCUCUAUACCUGUAGGGGUUUUAUACAGACCCAACGCGGCCAAGGUCAAAAAUCUCAAGACGAAAGAUUACCUCGGCAAAGCACGACUAGUCGCCGCAUCAGAUCGAAACCAAAGUGCAGACCACCAAUGGAGGCCGAUGGUCAUUGACAAAGCAGCCCUAGAGGACCGCGAGGGAGUAUCAUGGGCAGCAACCAAUCUAGUGCAUAAAGGCAUCACAAGUCGUACUCGUCAACAUUCAGAACCCCCUCUCAACCGCAAUGUAUUCCCACCAACACCACCCCCAGACGACCGCUCCACUAGCAAUGGAUCUACAGCCCAAGGACCUUCACACACCCGAUCAUCCUCUCUUCGAAGUGCGAGACCACCUCGACUAGACCUCGAACGAACAGGCGCCAGUCUAGACCAGCAGCAACAGCAGCAACAGCAACAAGCAACACAACAGCCUCCACGAACAGAAAAACCACGAAUCGGCACUACAAGAACAGCAUCAGAGCCACGCGGCCCUUCAACACGCCAUCAGAAUAUGCGCGGCUUCGGCCAAGAUCCUAACCGCGCCUGGCCUCGCGAAACAAAUCAACACCGCCGAAACCUCAGCGACACCAGCUUCCCAGAACCGCAAUACCUCCAACCACAAUACGGCCAGCCAGACCCCUACCACAGCAACAGCAACAAUAAUAACAACAACUUCGCCAGUCCGCAAAGUCUUUCAAGUUCAGGCUGGGGCCGCGGACCCAGAUAUCAACCCCCGCAAUACAUCGACGAAGAAGACGAAUACGGCAGUGACGUGUGCGACGGCGAACCGCUCAAAGAAGGCGGAUUCGAAAUGGUAGUUGGCGCAGUAGUCCCCGGCGAGCCGGGAUCGAGCACAUCUCCGCACCAAAGACGAACGCGCUCUCCGGCGCGAUACUCAAGACGAGCGAAUUCGCGCAGACCUGAGGUGCGUCGGUUUCGGACGAAGGUGCAUGCGCCGGAUGAUAUUCGGUAUAUCAUGAUUGGGCCGACGGUGGAGUUUGCCGAGUUUGAAGCGAAGAUUCGGGAGAAGUUUGGGUUUCAGUGUCCGCUUAAGAUGAAGGUGCAGGAUGAUGGGGAUAUGAUUACUAUGGUGGAUCAGGAGGAUUUGGAUCUUUUGCUUUCUUCUGCGAGGGAGGUUGCUAGGAGGGAGGGGAGUGAGAUGGGGAAGAUGGAGGUGUGGGUAGAAGAACGAUCUAUGAUAUGA